CCUUCCAAUUAUUUACACGUGGACGUCCAUGAUCACAAUUUUCCCUCCAUUUGCAAUAAUGUCGGUUAAUCAUCUCUCUUUUUAUAUAUAUACACAUUUCUCUGUGUAACUUCAAUAAAUUUUCAUUUCAUAAACGAAACAGAGCAGAGAGAACACUCAAAAAGCUGAAGUUUCUGUUUCUAUAUUGAUACAUAACAUAUGGUGUCUGUAUAUCCAACAAUACCGCCGGGUCAAAAUUUUCACUACAUGGGGGAUCCGAUGAAAACGGGUCUUAUGGGUUUGCAUCCGGUACAAUCGGGUACUAGUAUACAUGGGAAUUUGAAUUUGGAUUCGAAUACAGGUUUGGGAGUGGUGGUGUCCGAUGAUCACAGCAAGAAGACACGGAAGCCCUAUACGAUUACUAAGUCUAGAGAGAGCUGGACUGAGCAGGAGCAUGACAAGUUUCUUGAAGCUCUUCAAUUGUUCGACCGUGAUUGGAAAAAGAUUGAAGCAUUUGUUGGGUCGAAGACUGUUAUCCAGAUACGUAGCCAUGCACAGAAAUACUUUCUGAAGGUCCAGAAGAGUGGAACUAGUGAACAUGUACCUCCCCCACGCCCAAAGAGAAAAGCUGCUCAUCCUUAUCCACAAAAAGCUCCUAAAAAGGUUAUGUCCCAAGUUGGCAGCAUCCAAUUUCAACCUCCUGGUGCUUUGCCUGAACCAGGAUUUGGUAUCGGACCCGAUCCUUUAUCAGUAUCUGGAAAUACAAUUAAUUUUUCUCCCUGGACUUACGACUGUGUGCCUGCCAUCAGCACGACACAGAUGAGAAAAGAUGACGCACAAUUAUCCAGUGGAGGAGUCAUGCAAAAUUGUUUCAGCAGCAGUAAUGAAAACAUCCCUAGGAUUAAUAAGACUAAAGAGAGCAAUGACCAAAAGGAGAGCCAGAAGCAAAUGAAAGUUAUGCCAGACUUUGCUCAAGUUUACAGCUUCAUUGGCAGUGUCUUUGAUCCAAGUACGAGGGACCACUUACAGAGAUUAAGAAAGAUGGACCCCAUUGAUAUUCAGACGGCACUGAUGUUGAUGAAGAAUCUAUCCUUCAAUUUAUCGAGCCCUGAAUUUGAGGAUCAUAGGAGGUUGCUUUCAUCAUACGGCUUGGGUGCUGCAAAAGAUAAAAUGGACCUUCCUAUAAAAACUGAUUUCAGAGGUAACGCAAUCCAAGCUGUCUAAGAAGCUGGAGAAAGGUUCAGAUGAUUCGUGGUCAUUGCAUAUGAUUGGUGGAGACAAUGGUACGAAGAGAACCGUGUAAUGAAAAGAUGUGCAACUAGUAUGUUCAUAUGCUUCAAACUUGCAAGUUGCUCGUAUGUUGCCAUCUCCAUCCUGUAUAUAUCUAGCUGGGGGAACAAUGCCGGAGUAGUGAAUGUUUUGAGAGGUUGUAUGUACUUGUGGAGAGUAGAUUAUAUAUGGCUUGAGCUGUAUUAUAGGUAGAUUAUGUGGUGCUUGUGUACGUUGUAUGUUGUGGAGGGCUAGCUGUGCCCCUCAUUGGUUUUGUCCUACAAACGCCCAAUGAAUCAAACUUUGUAGCAGUGUAUUUGGCAUUGCUUGUUUGAGAUGUUGAGAAGAA
This is a messenger RNA of Solanum stenotomum, 1597 nucleotides long. Its product is annotated as protein REVEILLE 6-like. Gene Ontology annotation, molecular function: DNA binding. Bases 199 to 1203 code for a protein of 334 amino acids. The transcript has 8 exons. Lineage: Eukaryota; Viridiplantae; Streptophyta; Magnoliopsida; Solanales; Solanaceae. The record is from RefSeq and is a predicted model, not a curated record.